CUAAUAUUCUAUAGCAUAUGUUAACGUCUUUUCAACUGAGGUGAAAAAUAAGAAAACACUUUGCUGCCUGGUUAGGAAACUUUAUCUACAUGAACUCCCAAGGCUGGCUAGAAUUUAAUGAUAGAAUCAGAGGAAUAUCAUUGUGGUGAAAAUAAACUGCAGAAGCAGAACUAAACAAAGAUCCAGUGUUAAGCCAUUCCAAUCCAAUAGCUGAGUUGUUAUUUAAACUAAUGAAACUGUCCAAACAGUGAACAAGAUAGCUCCCCAGAAGAACCAGUUAACAUGAACACUAUUGACAAUGGGAUAAACAGCAUAUGUGCUAUAUGUGCUGACAGAGCUACAGGCAAACACUAUGGUGCAUCAAGUUGUGAUGGGUGCAAGGGGUUUUUCAGACGAAGUAUCAGAAAAAGUCAUGUUUAUUCUUGCAGAUUUAGUAGACAAUGCAUUGUUGAUAAGGACAAACGAAACCAAUGUAGAUAUUGUCGGCUAAAAAAAUGCUUCAGAGCUGGAAUGAAAAAAGAAGCUGUACAAAAUGAAAGAGACCGGAUAAGCACAAGAAGGAACACAUUUGAAGGAAACAGUGUUACCUCUAUUAAUACCUUGUCACAAGCAGAAGUUCUUUCUCGUCAGAUCACUGCCUCAAGUCCUGUUACAAAUACUGACAUAAAUACUAAGAAAAUUGCCAGCAUUAGUGAUGUCUGUGAAUCUAUGAAGCAGCAACUGUUGGUCUUGGUGGAGUGGGCAAAAUACAUUCCAGCCUUUUGUGAGCUAUCUUUGGAUGAUCAGGUUGCUUUAUUGAGGGCACAUGCCGGAGAACAUCUUCUUCUUGGACUUGUCAAAAGAUCUAUGAUUUUAAAAGACAUUUUACUUUUAGGUAACAAUUAUGUAAUCCAUCGUAAUAGCUCAGAAAUAGAAAUCAGUCGAGUGGCCAACAGAAUUUUAGAUGAACUCGUUCAGCCUUUUCAAGAGCUUCAAAUUGAUGACAAUGAAUAUGCUUGCUUAAAGGCAAUUGUAUUUUUUGACCCAGAUGCAAAAGGAUUGAAUAAUCCACAGAAGAUUAAACACAUGCGCUUCCAAGUACAGAUCAGUUUAGAAGAUUACAUUAAUGACAGACAGUACGAUUCUAGAGGAAGAUUUGGGGAACUUCUACUGCUAUUACCUACACUCCAGAGUAUAACAUGGCAAAUGAUUGAACAAGUUCACUUUGUGAAAUUAUUUGGGAUGAUUAAAAUUGACAAUCUUCUGCAAGAAAUGUUACUAGGAGGUUUAUCAAAUGAUACCAGCCAUAUCCAUCAUACAAUGCAUCCUCAUUUAGUUCAAGAUCCAUUAUUAGGACAAACUCUGUUAAUAAGCUCCAUAGGUUCCAUGUCUUCCUCACUACAUUCAGAUCAGAUUGUGACUCCAGAGACACCUCUCCCUUCACCACCUCAAGGAUCUGGACAGGAACAAUAUAAAAUAUCCACAAACCAUGCUACAGUAAUUACACAUCAGUCUAUGCCGAAACAAAAAUCAUUGUGAAAUGAUUUAGUAAACGUAUCCAUUAAAGGCUAGAUCACAUGAUAGUUGUAAAUUUAGUAACCGACAAAGGAGUCAAUUCCAAAAAUCCCCCAUAGACUUUAUAGGGACAUUAACACCACAUGUUUUGUUUCAUGAUUCAGAUAGACACAAUCUUAAACAACUUUUCAAUUUACUUCUAUUAUCUCAUUUACUUUAUUCUAUUUCUAUCCCUUGUUAAAGAAGCAGCAAUGGGAGCAAGCUGAAUUCAUUGGGGCAUAUUUUAUAAGGUGCGAGCGGACAUGAUCCAAUAUUGCGGAUCAUGUCCGCUGCACAUCGAUAAAUGCUGACUUUAGACCGCUGCUUCAUAACUUUUGUUUCUGGCGAGCCUGAAGGCUCGCCAGAAACACAGGGCUUCAAGCUCCGUAAGGAGCUUGAUAAAUAUGCCCCAUAGGGUCAGCCAAUAACAUAAGGCAUAUAUGUGCAGCCACCAAACAGCAGCUCCUGAGUCUACCUAGGUAUCAUUUUCAAAAAAGGAGUUCAAGAGAAUAAAACAAAAUUAGAUAAUAGAAGAUACUAAGAUAAUUAGAUAAUAGAAGUAAAUUGGAAAGUUGUUUAAAAUCACAUGUUCUAUCUGAAUCAUGAGAGAAAAUAAUUGGGUUUCAUGUUCCU
Molecule: messenger RNA, 2166 nt
Organism: Bombina bombina (fire-bellied toad)
Lineage: Eukaryota; Metazoa; Chordata; Amphibia; Anura; Bombinatoridae
Gene: HNF4G
Product: hepatocyte nuclear factor 4 gamma
Exons: 11
Coding region: 283-1518 (411 amino acids)
Biological process (GO): anatomical structure development; cell differentiation; regulation of transcription by RNA polymerase II
Cellular component (GO): nucleus
Molecular function (GO): zinc ion binding; RNA polymerase II cis-regulatory region sequence-specific DNA binding; nuclear receptor activity
Source: RefSeq, a predicted model, not a curated record